AUGGAGGAUGACGUCGAGAUGGCGGCGGCGGAGAGCGGAGCCGCGGUUGAGCUAGACGACAUGAAGAAGAGGCUCAAGGAGAUGGAGGAUGAAGCUGCAGCUCUUCGGGAAAUGCAGGCAAAGGUCGAACAGGAGAUGGGCGCCGCCCAAGAUCCUGCUGCUGCUGCAGCUAGUCAGACAAACAAGGAAGAAGUGGAUUCUCGGUCAGUCUUCGUUGGCAAUGUGGACUAUUCGUGUACCCCAGAGGAAGUGCAGCAGCAUUUUCAGUCUUGUGGGACAGUGAAUAGAGUAACUAUUAGGACUAACAAGUAUGGUCAACCAAAGGGAUAUGCAUAUGUUGAGUUCCUUGAAACCGAAGCCGUUGAUCAGGCUUUGCUUCUCAAUGAGUCCGAACUUCAUGGACGCCAACUGAAGGUAUCUGCCAAGAGGACCAAUGUUCCUGGCAUGAAACAGUUUCGGCCUCGGCGUGCAAAUCCCUAUAUGGGCUUCCGGGCUAGAACUCCGUUCCUAGCUGCUCCUUACAUGUAUUCUCCAUACGGAUAUGGGAAGGUUCCGAGGUUUAGAGCACCCAUGCGUUACAGUCCUUACUUUUGA
Molecule: messenger RNA, 594 nt
Organism: Striga hermonthica
Lineage: Eukaryota; Viridiplantae; Streptophyta; Magnoliopsida; Lamiales; Orobanchaceae
Source: the annotation of a GenBank genome assembly